AGCAGGGUUGUGGGGGAGGUCUAUACCUCAUUUCGCUGCCCUCAGCUUGUUUUUUGGGGGCUGUUUGUGCCCCCUAUGGCUGGUGGGGGGGCUGGGAGGGGUCUCCUGUGCCAGCACAGCAUACAAGCCCGUCCCGGUGCCGCAUUGGUGACCCGUGGCCCCCGGCAGCUGCGCGAGGAGCCGGCUCCGUCCUUGCCCCCCCGUGGCCCUGCCGUAAGUGAUGGCUCUUAUCUCCCUGCUGACACACCAGCAUCCUUCAGCCGCCGCAUUUAAGGCCGAGCGCCCCAGAGGGAGAGCCCGGGACAGAGGAGGACUCGCCGCCGCCGCAGAGACACUCGCCCGCAGCCCCACGGCUCUGCUGCCCGCCGAGAUGCUGCCCGCCACCUCCAAGCUCUGCGCCGCCAUCUCCUACCGCCACCUGCGCAACAUGACGGGUCUGAGAAGACAAGCGGCCGUGGCCAUCAGCCAGGAGCUGAGCAAGCUCGCCCGCCGCAGCGCCGGCCCCGGGGCCUGGAUUCACCAGGUCCGCAGGAGAAGCUCCUUGCUCAGCUCGAGGUUGGAGGAGAAGCCCUUCAACGAGAUGGACAUGUCGUACAUCAAGCAAGGAGAGGAAGCCCUGCAGAAGUCACUCAGCAUCCUCGGGGACCAGGAUGGCUGGAAGACGGAGACGGUGGUGGGAAACGGAGACAAAGUGCUGAGCAAGGUGCUCCCGGACGUGGGCAAGGUGUUCCGGCUGGAGGUGGUGGUGGACCAGCCCCUGGAGACGGUGUACAGCGAGCUGGUGGACAACAUGGAGCAGAUGGGGGACUGGAACCCCAGCGUCAAAGAAGUCAAGAUUCUCCAGAAGAUCGGCAAGGACACGGUGAUCACCCACGAGAAGGCGGCCGCCACCCCCGGGAACAUCGUGGGCCCCCGGGACUUUGUGAGCGUGCGCUGCGCCAAGCGACGCGGCUCCACCUGCGUCCUGGCCGGCAUGUCCACCACCUACGGCGCCAUGCCCGAGCAGGAGGGCUUCAUCAGGGCAGAGAAUGGUCCCACCUGCAUGGUCCUGCGCCCGCUGGCCGGCAGCCCCUCGCAGACCAGGCUCACCUGGCUCCUCAGCAUCGACCUCAAGGGCUGGCUCCCGAAGACCAUCAUCAACCAGGUUCUCUCCCAGACCCAGGUGGACUUCGCCAACCACCUCCGGCAGCGCCUGGCCCGGCCCGUGGCCACGGGCUACUGACCUCUGCCGGGGGGGGGGGCAGGCCUUGGUCAGGGUGCGUAGGGAUCUUGUAACGGGGCAAGUCAGACACCAAUUAAUUACAGCUGUGCUAAUUAGCCGAGGCCUUUAAUAGUAGACACUACUAAUUAAUACAUAUUUUCAGUGAAUAAAUAAACAAAGCUUUAUUUAUUAAAACUGAUUAGUUGGGGAGGGCUGGGCCAGCACGUCCUCCUUGUGCAAAGGCAGGACCAAAAGUCUGAGCCAAGUCCUGCGUUUGCUCCACGGAGCGUGUGCUGCCCCUGCAACCUCCCUAAAUAAAUAAAGCUUUAAUUAGCAGCAUCUGCUAAUAAAGGCCUUGGCUAAUUAGCCGUUAGGGAGGUCCCAGGCACCUGAUGGGGAAGGAGGUGUCAGCAAACGCAGGACUUGCUCAACCUCACGUUUUAUUCCCUUUCUUCCCCCAAAAACACAAACACAGCACUUACCUAAAAAUUUAAUUCCCUUCUCCCUCCCCCCCCCAAGUAAAGCAGCUCUAAUUUAUUUUCCUCCAGACACACACACGG
Calidris pugnax (ruff) is the source of this 1761-nucleotide messenger RNA. RefSeq names its product steroidogenic acute regulatory protein (gene STAR). The transcript has 7 exons. Lineage: Eukaryota; Metazoa; Chordata; Aves; Charadriiformes; Scolopacidae. Gene Ontology annotation, molecular function: cholesterol binding; cholesterol transfer activity. The coding region runs from base 221 to 1222 and encodes 333 amino acids. Gene Ontology annotation, cellular component: mitochondrion; mitochondrial intermembrane space. Gene Ontology annotation, biological process: regulation of steroid biosynthetic process; intracellular cholesterol transport; steroid biosynthetic process. The record is from RefSeq and is a predicted model, not a curated record.